Messenger RNA from Anastrepha obliqua, 674 nucleotides. Its product is annotated as epidermal growth factor-like protein. The coding region runs from base 21 to 674 and encodes 217 amino acids. Lineage: Eukaryota; Metazoa; Arthropoda; Insecta; Diptera; Tephritidae. The record is from RefSeq and is a predicted model, not a curated record. The transcript is spliced from 3 exons.
AUCAACGCUGGCCAGCUACAAUGCAAUUUGCUACUUCAACCGUUUCGGCGCUAUGCUUCCUGUUUGCCAACCUUCCAUCUCUGCUGGGGGCCGCAACGCGCCAUCCAUUGCCUUCACUGCGUUCACACCGUUGGCGCCCAUCACCACUGCCCUGCUCCGACUACGAGAUGCUAAUCAUCAAUACGAAUUACUGCGUCUCGCGCUGUCCUCUCCGUUGCAUAAAUGGGGCAUGCUUUGAGGAUGGUGACUGUCCCUGCUCCGCGUACUAUCAAACCUCAUUCGAGAAGGAAGCACUGGUAUGCGCUGCCGAAUGUUUGCCUGGCUGCCAGAGCGCCGGUGGUUUUUGUGCAGCGCCUGAUCUUUGUCUCUGUAGCCGCGAGGGCUAUUAUUUCGAUGCGGUGGCGCGUCGUUGCCGCAAAUACCACCUUUUCAGCGAUCGUUGUUUCGGGCGUUGUUUGUACGGAAAAUGUACAGCGAACGGGGAAUGCAUUUGUGCGCAGGGAUAUGCGGUUCAGGAGACGGUAUUCGGUCAGCUGUGUGCACCCGUGUGUAAACAAGACUGCGGCAAAUAUGGCUUUUGUUAUCUGCCGAAUAUGUGCGCCUGCCGAAAGAAAGACUAUCACUACGAAUAUGACGGCAAGUGCCAUGCGGACUACAUCCAUCUGGAGCAAUGA